UAUUUUGAGUUCAUUUGUGUCUUUAUUUCGGUUCUUUUAACAUCAUCUUGUUUUUAAUCAUACUCAGAACAUUUUAAAGAUAUUUGUGUUGCAUAAAUUGUCGAUAAAUUGUGGAUAUUAUGGAAAUUCUUAUAUAGGGCGAUGUUUUAAAGAAAAUAAUUCUCAAAAAUGUUUAAAAUCUAACAAAAAAUGAUAUUUGUUGACUUAAAUUUGUGAUUCACUUGUGACAAUAAUGAAAUAAAUCAAUAAUUAACGAAUGAGAGAAGGAAAAAGGUCAUAAAUUAAAGAAUAGAAAAAUGUCUACAUCAAUUACAACAACAACAAAAUCAGAGGAGUUGCAUGAAGACAAGACCAGUCGUUAUCAGCAACUAGUACAAAAGAAGGCUGCUUUAGAGAAGCAAUUAAAUGAGAGAUAUGAGCAAUUACAUCAGAUAUGUCAAAAGGAGGCUAGUUUGAUUGACAAUAAUUUAGAUCUCAUGAAUCCAAAUACCAGUGCAAACUCAUCAUCACAUCAGCCGCAGCAACAAAUUGCAGUUCCCCAAUAUCGCAAUAGUAACCAACUCAAUGGCAAUAAUAAUAAUCUUCAUCAAAAUGAAAUCAAUAAAUUACUAAUUGAAAAACAAAAGCAUCAACAACUAUCACAGACAUCUCUGAGUAUCAUUAAUGAUCCAAUGCAAUCAAAAUCAAUAAGACGUACUCAUAAGCAUGCAUAUGAUAUGUCUUUACAAAAGAUUGAACAAUUAAAUGAGAAUAUUAACGCUUUACAAAGGCAUGAUAUGAAUGUGUAUCCUACAAUGACUAACAUGAAAGCCCAAGAUGACAUUGAUUUACAUAGAAGUGAUAAUAGAUUUAUGAAAAAUGCACUAGCAAUGUGUGGAAAUAAUGCAAGAAAUUUGCACAUGUUAAAUACAGCAAAUACUUUGAUGAUGUCUGAAAGACGAAAUUCUAUGAAAUCAACGACUUCCUCACUAGGCUCUUCCAAUAAUACCUUUAUUCAUAUUCAAUCAUCACCAUCAUCGGCGACAUCCCUUACAUCACUUAAGACAUUGCCAAAUAAUCCAAUGGCACAUUCACCACGAACUCGACAAGAUGGACGUUAUGAAUUUGAAAUUCAUAAAAAUAGCGAGUCACCAACUCCAUCAACAAUGUCCAUGCAACAUCCGCCGACAGUUCAAAUUAACCAUCAGCUUCCUCUAUGUAGUCAAAGUUUAAAGAAUAUUAAAAUUAACACCGAAAAUCAUUCUCCAAAUAUUCAGUCCUAUCAUCAUAAUAUUCAUGCACAAUAUUCACCGCAGCUGCAAUCACAACCACAACAUUCUCCGCAAUUCUAUAAUGUACAAAAUAAUCAAAGUUUCAUAUAUCAGCAGCAGCCAACACCACCACAACAAUCACAGCAACAUACUUUACCUACACGGCAACAUAUUCCACCAAAUGAACAUAAAUUCAUACAACGAUUGCACAGUUUUAAUCAUCAGAUGCAAAGCGAUAAGAAUUAUUUAAUAGGAAACUCAUUAAAUGAUGAUGUCAGACUCAAACAACUUCCAAAAUAUCAAGCGAGUCCAAAUCAUUAUACGGUUUCACACUCGGCUGGCUUAGGUGGUUAUUGGAUGGUUAAUGAGCAUAACCAGAGAGUAUGGGUGUCUGAAUCAAAGUAUCCGUUAAGUCCACCGAACCAAAAUAGUAAUAUGGCCAAGAAAUCAAAUUCUCUCGGGAACUUCGACUUUAUACACAAAAGUGAUGAGAAUCCACAACCAGAUGCACUUAGUGUUUCAUCUGGAAACAGCAAUGAGCAUAAGAAGAAGGAAAAGAUUUGGUGUGAAACAUCACUUGAUAGUCCGCCAGGAUCUAGAAAAAUGAAGCCUAGAAUUGAAUCUCCAACACCGAGUAGUUAUAGUGCUGCAGAUUAUAUAAAUAAUAAUCAUCAAUAUUACGAGAAUACCCCGCCGUCCACAAAACCUAUCAUUAGACAUCUUCCACUACAGACUCAAUAUGCUAGCAAUAAUAGUAUAAAUAAUAAUAACAAUAAUGUCGACACUAAUUCGAUAAGAAGUCAGCCGCAACAGCCUGAAAAUGGAUACUAUAACAAUCCAUUGGCAAAUGUGCCAAAUCUUCCACCCAAAUCCAAACUUAGAUAUUCUGAAUCAACACGAUCAACAAUGUCAAAUAGAGAUUUCGAGAAUAAUAUCAUGAACACAAUAAAUUCUCCACAUACUCAGCAUAUCCAAUCGCCAUUGCAAGUUGAAUCUCCUGUUAAUGUGACAAUAAUUCAAGAGGGAUCGUGGAAGCCUUAUAAGGAGGAGAUAAAAAGUUAUGAGAUAUCAGAUUUUUACAAGUACAGCGAAAAGUAUCGGCAGCAGCAACAGAAAAAUUAAUUUAUUUAUAUUGAUCAUUCUACAGCUCUCAAAAGUGCAUUUAAACUUUUUAUUUUUGUAAUAUUUUUUUUUGUAUGUAAUUUGAAGAAUUUUAAAGUCUUAGAUAAGGAUAUCAAUUGCCUUUUUAUACAUAAACGAUUAAGGAAAGUCCUUCCUUUAGUUAUUUAAUUACAAUAAAAAACUAUUUUUUUAUAUAAAAG
Molecule: messenger RNA, 2572 nt
Organism: Chironomus riparius
Lineage: Eukaryota; Metazoa; Arthropoda; Insecta; Diptera; Chironomidae
Source: the annotation of a GenBank genome assembly